GAUAAGGAUCGCGCAGCUGCUGUGAACAUGGGUACCACAGACAUAAAGCAGUCUCUGAAGAUAAAGCAACGCCAAGAUCGCAGCAAGAGCCUGCAAAUUCCGGAGGAAACUGAGCCCGGAGCAUUGCUGACACUUGGUUUGCGCGAAAUGCGCUUUGGCGACGUUAAUGUCGCUAUUAAUUGCAUUAAUAAGGCACUGGAGUUAAAUCCGAAUGACAAGAACGCUUUGAUAGCACGGAGCAAAUGUCAUCUUUUACUGGGUGAUCCACAAAAGGCCCUCGACGACGCUGAAGCGGCUUUACGAUUAAAUCCUAAGGAUUCUAGCAAGUCCAAGGCGGUAUACUGCAAGGCGGAAGCUCUCUAUCAUCUUGGCGAUUUCGAAAUGAGUUUGGUGUAUUAUUACCGCGGGAUGAGAAUUCGUCCAGAAUUUGGCGAGUUUCGCCUUGGUGUCCAAAAAGCAAAAAAUGCGAUACAGAAUGUGUUACGUAAGAACUAA
Molecule: messenger RNA, 495 nt
Organism: Cyphomyrmex costatus
Lineage: Eukaryota; Metazoa; Arthropoda; Insecta; Hymenoptera; Formicidae
Product: tetratricopeptide repeat protein 25
Exons: 2
Coding region: 28-495 (155 amino acids)
Cellular component (GO): cytoplasm
Molecular function (GO): protein binding
Source: RefSeq, a predicted model, not a curated record